AUGGCGCGGAACAAAACAGCUCAGCAAAAAGAGUGGUCAUUACAAAAAGUGGUUGUGUACGAUUCGUUGUCGAAGGUGCGUCGCCAUCUUGGAUGUAAGUGCGCAGCCAUGUUCCCUCGCGCGGCUUCCGGCGAGCGCGAGCUGCUGAAUGCUAAUGUUCGCUCUGCGCGCGCGCAAACGCUCCUUAAUCAGUCCGCU
This is a messenger RNA of Brenthis ino (lesser marbled fritillary), 198 nucleotides long. Lineage: Eukaryota; Metazoa; Arthropoda; Insecta; Lepidoptera; Nymphalidae. The record is from the annotation of a GenBank genome assembly.